Molecule: messenger RNA, 297 nt
Organism: Linum trigynum
Lineage: Eukaryota; Viridiplantae; Streptophyta; Magnoliopsida; Malpighiales; Linaceae
Source: the annotation of a GenBank genome assembly
AUGAUCAAGUCCAGUUCCUCAGCAACUCUAAUGAUCGUCGUGGUCGUCGCCGUGGCAGUUCUCUGCUUCAUGUCGACUUUGUCGGAGGCCAAAGGAGGGCGCAGCAGCGGCGGCCGGAGCAGCAGCCGGCCUGUCGUUAGGGGAGCGGUGGUGGGCGGGGCGUUGAGUCGUACCAGCAACCGGAACGGCACGUCGGAGUGGUCGUCGGCCAUUGGCGCGUCCGGCCAUUAUUUUGGUGGACCAAACCAGCUGGUUGGCACCCUGGUGGUUUCCUUCCUGCUUUAUGCAAUGCAGUAA